AACGAUGUUCUCACAGGUAUCUUCGGGAUCAGGCACCUGCAGGUGCUGCUGCUCUUCCUGGGCAUGACCAUCGGAUAUAGUCUUAGGACCGGAAUGUCAGUGGCCAUAGUACCGAUGGCGAACGCGAGCACCGCGAAUCCGGACAUCGAGGAUUACGGUUGGACUAAGCAGCAAAAGGAUUUGGUGCUCAGCUCGUUUUUCUGGGGCUACGUGGUGACGCAGGUGCCGAGCGGCUACAUCGCCAAUGUCUGGAGCAGCCAGAAGCUUCUUGCCAUCGGGAUGCUAGUCUGCGGGGUUUUGAAAGUCUUAACGCCGAUUGCCGCUCAUUAUGGAGGUCUGGAAGCCGUCCUAGUUUGCAGGGUAGGCAUGGGUCUCACUCAGGCUUGCCUAUUACCUUGCAUCCAAACCCUUCUCUCUAAGUGGGCUCCGCCUGCUGAAAGAGCACGACUGGGAACAUUCGCUUAUGCGGGUGGCCAAUUCGGCACGGUGAUCACAAUGCCAAUCGCUGGAGUUCUCGCUGCAUCGAGCGUUGGUUGGCCGAGUAUCUUUUACAUAUUCGGUGCAUUAGCGAUUAUCUGGAGCGUAGUAUUCUUUUAUUUUGGAGCAGACGCGCCAUCCAAUCAUCGCAGUAUUUCCCAGGAGGAGAGGAUGUACAUAGAAGAAAGUUUAAGGACAACUGAAGCGAAAAGCGAUGACGAAGUCAAACAGAAGCUGAAAACACCGUGGAAAGAGAUCUUUACUUCGAUACCUAUGUGGGCUCUCAUAAUAGUCCACUCCGGACAAAAUUGGGGGUACUGGACUCUAUUGACGGAAAUACCAAGUUACAUGACAGGCGUGUUAAAUUUCAGAGUCGAAGCUAGUGGUGUAAUUUCCGCCUUGCCAUAUUUAGUUAUGUGGAUCCUCAGUUUCCCAAUGAGCUGGUUAUCCGACCUCGCGUUGAAGAAAGGUGCGUCUAGGGGUACGGUCAGAAAGAUCUGCAACACGAUAGCCCAUUGGGGUCCGGCUAUCGCCCUGGCAUGUAUGAGUGCCGUACCUACCGAUGGUUAUGUAUGGGCCAUUGUCAUCCUCGUUCUGGCAGUAAGUCUGAACGCUGGAUCUUUAUGCGGCUUCCAAAUCAAUCAUAUUGAUCUCAGUCCAAACUUUGCCGGGACUAUGAUGUCCAUCACCAAUUGCAUUGCCACUGUUACCUCUAUUAUCGCACCGUUGAUAUGUGGCGUUAUCGUCACCGACGAGAGUAGCGUGUAUCAGUGGAACAUCGUGUUCUACGUCUCAGCGGCGAUUUACUUCUUGGGUAACUUGGUGUUCGUGAUAUUCGGCAAGGGCGAGAUACAAUGGUGGAAUGAGCCAGAGACUCGACGGCAGAGACAGAGAGGGAAAGAAGAGGACGAGACGCAGACUUGAAAUUUAAUGAAAUUAAUUCUGACACGCUCUUGUGGAAUUUUUAUAACUUGCCACUAAACUAAGUCUCAUGGCAAGUCAAAGUGUGUGAGUGUGUGACCAGUUUGUAAGUCCAAAGUUAGGACUGGAGCUAAUUUAUAUAACUCUUUAAAGCAUUUUUUGUUUACACACGAAUUCCUUGAAACUUAGUAUACAGUGGGUUGCUGAUUA
This is a messenger RNA of Temnothorax curvispinosus, 1608 nucleotides long. RefSeq names its product putative inorganic phosphate cotransporter. Gene Ontology annotation, cellular component: plasma membrane. Gene Ontology annotation, molecular function: transmembrane transporter activity. Gene Ontology annotation, biological process: monoatomic anion transport; transmembrane transport. The record is from RefSeq and is a predicted model, not a curated record. NCBI's taxonomy places the organism in Eukaryota, Metazoa, Arthropoda, Insecta, Hymenoptera, Formicidae. The annotation marks the transcript as partial. The transcript has 6 exons.